AUGGAAAAUCUCAAGAGCAUGACAGAUGGAGCACACAGUGGCCUUGAGGCUGAUGACCCCGAUCUUUAUGGGGAAAAGCCUAGUUCUCAGGAACUGAAGCAAUCAGCCAUACUAGAGUGCCUGAGACACUGGCAUCAACACUGGAACAAAUGCUUAUUUAUUUCUCAAAUUUCCAAACCUUGGACAGAAGGUCUAGCAGCCUGCUCUAUAAAAGAUGCCACUUUGUUGCACAUUGAAAAUAAAGAAGAACUGAGAUUCGUGCAGAACUUUAUAAAGGGGAAAGAACAGCUAUUUUUUAUUGGACUAAAUUAUGUACAAGAGGAGAAGGUCUGGAAGUGGAUAAAUGGCUCUAUUUUAAAUCCUGACUUAUUACAAAUCACUGGCAAGGAUGAAGAAAACAGCUGUGCCAUCAUCUCACACACAGAAGUGUUUUCAGAUUCCUGUUCUUCAGACAACCAUUGGAUCUGCCAAAAGACCCUGAAACAUGUCUGAAACCCUGUGUUCUGACUCCUGAUUGUGAAUCUCAUCUUGUUUACUUUACUGUCCACAUCAGAUUUCUGCACCAAACGCCGUCUGCUGUUGGACCAUCCAGUGCAUAUGUAGUGGCAUAAAGCAUGGACUCCAAAACCACUGGGACUUUUACAGAUGCUCGUGUCCAGAUUUUGUGUAAUGUAAAUGUACACAGACACAGAUGUGACAUUCUAGGAGAGGAGUUUUACAGAAGGAAGCCCAGGCCAGCAGGGGGCACUGGAGGCCUUGUGUGGCCCUUGCUCAUCUCUGUGUCUGAGGUCAUUUGCAGACAGCUGCAGAAAACUAUAAAGUCUGGAUUUUGACCCCAUCCCCACUUCAAGCCAUUUCACAUUUGGGCUAUAGAACCUUGAUUCAAGUCUUGCUCUUGACUGACAGCAGAGGCUCAGCAUUAAUGAGCUUGAGGUGGGAAGGGUUUAUAUUGAUUGACACUUGCAAAUUUGUUGAUUAAUAAUGGACUAAUGUUGUGAAAAUGAGUGUGACUUUAUGCAAAUUGAGGUCUGUUCAUAUGAUACCUCCCACUCUAUGAUGGUAUACCAGCAGACCCUGGGCAGAUGCUGGUCCAUUGAUGCUGGGCUUCUCAGUCUUCUGAGCUGUGUGAAAGUGGGCUCCCUUCUCCAGUUUCCUGUUACAACAACAACAACAACAACAACAACAACAACAACAAGAAGACUUAGACAAGGGCUUGUCUUUUCCCUCUGUCCACAGGCAUCCCACUCUAAUUUUCUAAUCACUUCUUUCAUCCACAUCUCUCUUUAACUUAUGGCUUAUGUAAAAAUUGUAGCGAAAUUUUCAAAAUUAAGUAUUCUGAUACAUCUUUUGGAUGUCUGCUUCUGUAAAAAACAAAACAAAACAAAACAAACAAACAAAUAAACCAAAA
Molecule: messenger RNA, 1408 nt
Organism: Arvicanthis niloticus (Nile rat)
Lineage: Eukaryota; Metazoa; Chordata; Mammalia; Rodentia; Muridae
Source: RefSeq, a predicted model, not a curated record